Amoebophrya sp. A25 is the source of this 3219-nucleotide messenger RNA. NCBI's taxonomy places the organism in Eukaryota, Dinophyceae, Syndiniales, Amoebophryaceae. The record is from the annotation of a GenBank genome assembly.
AUGGCGCCGCGCGACCUCUUCUUGGAGCCUGACGAGGAGGAUCUUCUUUCUGGUGGAGAAGAAGUCCUGGAGGGUGAGGAUGAGGAUUUGGACAUGGAUGAUGGAGCGGAUUUUGAUAUCUUCAAAAGCGGGAAGAAAGCAGGUCGAGAAGGUGGUAAGAAAGCUGGUCUUGGUUCGUCGAAGAGCAAUAACGAUUAUAUGAUCCUUGGAGAUCUGGAACAAGAUGGAGAGGAAAACGCUUCUGACGAUGAUGAAGAUGGAAAACGUGCUCAAAAGAAUUCCUCCCGUGGCUGGGACUAUGCUGACGGUGGAGUAUUGAAAACGCAGGAUGAAGCAGGAGACUCGUUGGCGGAGAAGAUUCAGAGACGCAUAGAAGCUCGGAAAGAAUGGGCUGAGUGGUCGGAAAAGAAGAAUGCAGAGAAGUCUACGAAGCGUCAGCGGAAGGACGAAGACGAAGAUGGAGCUGAAAAUGAAGAAGAAGUAGAGGGCUCUGACGAAGAAGGUGAAGAGAACGACGAUGAAGAGGAAGAGAACGAAAGUGAUGGAGAAGGCGCUGAGGAGGAACAAGUAGAGAACGCCAAGAUGAACAAGAAGAUUAAGAAAAGUAAAGCAUCCACCACGGCUGCAACCAAGAGCGAAGAAUCCUCGAAGGCCCAGUCUACUUCCAAAACCUCCACGACUCCAUCAUCUUCCUCCACUGCGCCUUCAGCUACUGCAUCUUCUCAAGAACAACCAGCACAGGAACCAGUUAACAAAGCUCCCGCACCUAAACCUAUCUCGAAAAACACAACUUUUUUCGGCGAUCUCGAACUCUCUAGGCCAGUGUUACGAGCGUUGACAGAGAUGGACUUCACUGAGGCUACGGCAAUUCAGAGAGACUGUAUUCCUCCAGCCAUUCGAGGCCACGAUUUGCUAGCAACGGCCGAGACAGGUUCUGGUAAGACUGCAGCUUUUUUGUUACCGAUAUUGGAACGCAUCAGCAGGAGUCCACAUGUAGCUGGCAGAAAAAGAAUCAAACUGGCGAAUGGAGGAUAUAAGGUAUAAAGACCGACUAUGUUGUGGUACUCUUUCGAUGCUGAUCUGCUCUACUAAAUAGCUGUGGUCUGAUGAUUUUGGUUCUUUCGAUCAUACUUGCUGAUAAAAACCAAUAAAUCCUCUUCACCCCCUCGAAAAAUAGACUUCUCUUCCCCCACCCUCAUCCUUCCAACUGUGCAUCAAAUCCAAUUCUUAUCCCACCAACUCCCUACAGGUCCAAACUUCCGUCAUUGCCACCAAAGCCCUUAUCCUUCUCCCGACACGAGAAUUGGCCACUCAGUGUUUCAGCAUGCUCCAGAAAAUGUCCAAGUACUGCCUUGUAACUUCGUCUCUAGUCGCUGGAGGCUUCUCAGCCCAAGAACAAGCGACGGCACUGAAGCAACAACCGGAUGUCCUAAUUUGUACUCCUGGACGGAUCUUGGAUCACUUGCUGAACACCCAAAGUGUCCAUCUAGAGAUGUUGGAAAUUGUUGUAUUCGAUGAAGCAGAUCGCCUGCUGGAGAUGGGAUUCAGAGAUGAGUAUAUUUUUUUUACUUUUGCUUGGUAGCUUCUUCUACUGUCUUUGUGCCUGCAUACAGAGUGGUCAACGAUUUGGAUUUCCACCUUUCUCCUAGUUGUAGGAAGAUGAAUGUAUGUUUAUAACUUAACUCUACCUCUUGACGUCUACAGGUGUAAAAACUCCACAAAAACCCCACCUGACUCCACUCCACAAGGUGCAAAGAAGUUCUUCGUCGUUGCUCGCAUGGUCGUCAGACCUUGCUCUUUUCCGCCACUUGGAAUCGUGACGUCCAAGAUUUAGCUAGUAUCGCCCUUCGAAAGCCAAUGCGCAUCGAAGCAGAUCGUGUCAACCAAGUGGCUCGCAUGUUGAAACAAGAGUUCGUCGCCAUCCCAGAAGCUUACUUACGCGAAGCCGCUCUGUUGCACCUUUGUCGUACGAUUUACCAGCAAGGUGUGAUCGUGUUUUUCCAGACGAAGCGGCAAUGUCAUCGAAUGGCGAUCAUUUUCGGCUUGUUCGGCUUGAAAUUCGCGGAACUGCAUGGUAACAUGAGCCAAACCGAUAGGUGCGACAGCGUCAACAAGUUUCAACGGCAAAAUUGCCAAUUUUUGCUCGCGACAGACUUGGCGGCACGCGGUUUGGAUCUGAAGAAUGUCCAGUGUGUGAUCAACUUCGAAGUACCUUCGGAGGAUGCAAGAUACAUCCAUCGAGUCGGACGAACUGCGCGAAUGGGAACCACAGGGCAGAGCGUAACCCUCCAUUGCGGACCAGAUGAGUACAAGAGGGUGAAAAAACUAGCCAAACUGUGUUCGAAAGAACAACAAGGGAAGAACAAAAAAGCAGGACCACCUGUUGCAGGAGCGGAGGAAGCAACAACUUCUUCUAACGACCAAUCCUCAUCUUCGAAAAAGAACGCUGCUGGAGGUGGUAAAGGCAAGGGCAAGAAUGGUAAGGGAAAGGGUAAGAAGGGCGGCAAAAAACAGAACCAGAAGGACGCUGAAGUGGAUGGAGAAGGCGACCAGCAAGAAGAAGGCCAAGUCCAAGAAGCUCAGCAGCAGUCUUCUCUCCCAGCCGUCGAACAAUCUUCUAUGACGAAGCGUCAUCUAGAUCUGGAAGUUCUUCAAUCCGUUUAUCAGGAAAUCACCUCCUAUGAGCAUGACAUCACGGAAGUCAUCGAAGAGGAGAAAACCGAACGCGAAUAUCGACUUGCCAAUGUCGAGUUGACCAAGGCUGAAAACCUCGAAAAACACAGAGCCGAAAUCGCUGCCCGACCGAAGAAGGUGUGGCGACAGACGAAAGGCGAGAAAAUCCAGCAAAGGAAAGCGGAGAAGGAGCAUCGAAUGGCACUGGAACAGGAUAAUAAGAAGGAGUCGCGAAAGCAGAAACGACAACGACAGUUGGCGGAAGAGGUAAAGCAGCGAGAUAUCCAUAGACAGAAGACGGCGAAGAGAAACGCAAAACGGAAUACAGAAGUGUACAACGGAGCAAGAGAUGGAGGAGCUUCGAAGAAGAAGGGUGGUGUUAAAAAGAAGGGGGGGAAGAAGAAAUAACUAGGACUAAAAAUGAAUCUUCUCUACAACAACAACUCCUGAUCAUAUUUUCCAAAAUUAUAUUCACCCUAUGACUUGUUGAUAAAUGCAUACAAUUGCACGACCUAAAAUCGCAGUCUUCGACUGAAGACCAACCAC